AUGUCCAGAUAUCAGGAUCUAAAGCUGCAGAGAGCAGGUUGGUUUUCUUUUCACUGCUGAAAACGUGUUUUAUUUUGCCAUUGUUUCAAGUAGCUCAGCCGUUCACAGACACAUAAAGUUCAAGUUUGUUCUCAUAUUUGACCAAGUAUUAUGAGAGUUGAUGAAACUCUGACUGUGAUCGAUGGGCAGUUUGAGAGAAUAAUGCAGAGCAGUGAAGAAUAUGACGAAUAUGGAGGCGAAUAUGAGACCUAAGGCAGAUAUGUCUAUGACUCCCUCAGGCUCCCUAACUUUGUUUUGAAUUGAUCCAAGCUGCUUAUGAUGGUCUGCUGUUGAGGAAGAGGGGAGUGGGCUGGGCUUCAUUCACUGUACAGGACCUGGCAGGGGUAACUCAACAGGCAGAUAAAUAAUCAUCUCAAUCAUCAUAUUUUUAUAAUUAAGGGGAGCCAAAUUUGUAGUCAUAAACUGAGUGUUAUUAAUUAACAUGAAUUCCCUUUUGCUCUUGAUGUGUUCUUCUAUAUUUCACUGUGUACUGCAGACAUUCUGCUGCCAUUGGUCAAUAAAGACUUGGUUCCUGCCACACAGCAUGAGAGGAGCCCCAGUCUGGACCAUGAGGAUUCUGGGCUGUCAAACGUUAAGGAGGAACCAGAGGAACUGUGGUGCAGUAAGGAGGGAGGGCAAGGGCUCGGGGAGGCUGGUACAACAAAGUUCACUUGCAUUCCUACCUCUGUGAAGAGUGAAGAUGAUGAAGUAAACACAGAGUCCUCACAACUUCAUCAGAGAAAAACUGAGCAAGUGCAAAUUAACGGAGGGGACUGCAAAGGGUCAGAGCAAGCAACACACUCAGAUCCAUGGGAACAUUUGCAACCAAAGACUGAUGACAAAAAUGUAGACUCUUCUGAUGCUGAAACUGAAGACAGUGAUGAUUGGAUGGAGACAAGAGAACAAAACUCCAGUUUAAUCUCUGUAGAAAACACUGCAGAACUCAGACUGCAGAAAAAUAGGAUUUUACAUACUUGCUCUGAGUGUGGUAAAACAUUCAAGAAGAAACAGCAUCUCACCACACACAUAAGAAUCCACACAGGAGAGAAACCCUACAGCUGCUCUGUGUGCAGUAAAAAAUUCAAUCGUGAAGGAAAUCUAACAAGACACCUGUUGGUUCACACAGGUGAGAAAAAGUUUGGCUGCCCUGAAUGUGAUAAAAAAUUUAACCUAAAAGAAAGACUUAAUAGACACAUGUUGAUCCACACUCAAGAGAAACCCUAUAGCUGCUCUGUUUGCGGCAAACGAUUCAACCAGACAGCAAAUCGGAACAAACACAUGAGAUUUCACACAGGUGAGAAACCGUUCGGCAGAUAUGUCUCUCUGUCAAGCUUUAUUACUCUUUCAGUGUUGGACAUGAUUUUCCAGACUUCUUUGCACAGGCCUCUUAAAAACAUGAUGCACAUCUCCACAUACUGAGCUUAAAGAUUGCUAGUGGUCACUGAAGACCGCAUUGGAGAUGUGCAAUAAGACUUCUCUGAUGCACUGCUUAUGGCUUAACUCAAGAUCAGCAUUUCAUAUUGACAUCACGAUUAUCAAGAGUGAAUAUACAUGAUUUUAAAUCUGCAUUUCACUCAUUUAUGACACUGAAAAUCUCAGAAAAAAACAAACGAGAACCAUAGGUGGGGAAAAUGUUUACCUUCCCUUUUUGGUUUACUAAAGCAUGUCUGCCAGAAUGGAUGAUAGAAAUUUGUACUUCCACUGAUAGGGAACACGCAUCUGUUCUAUACUUGAUUUAAAUUUAAUUUGGUGAUAACACACACCAAAUGUAAUGACAGAUUUCACCCAGUAAAGUAUUUUUACCCUGUUGUUAAAAAUUUAAGGGUUUGCUCUUUUACCACUUACAAAUCAUUCAGUCUUUAAAAGCUUCUGUAUAAUGUCCAUAGACUGUAUAUGGACAACCUGGUUCGGCCCUCUGCCAGUAAACGGAUUUGAAGCCAAAAAGCUUUUGGUAAUUCUGCGGGGGUUUUUUUCUCCAUUUCCUGAAACCAACAAUGCGCAGCAGCGUUGUACGCACUCCACCACUGAGCAGAAGCGUAGUGCGCAAUCCUUGUACGCCCAUAGGCAGUACCAGGUGUCAAUCAUAGAAAACAUGAAUCUCCUCAUAACUUUUUAAAAUUGAGCUUCACAGAACAAAGAGGACUUGAGCACAAACCAGUCUUACACUAAUUACAUAUCAACAUCGCAAGCAGAGGGGGAAAAAAAAUUCAGUGUAAUAAAUUUCUAAAGUUUGUUCACAGCCCCAUAAGCUUUGCUGGUGGAGGCCAAUUUAUGACCUAUACUGCAGCCCGUCACUAGAGUGUGCUGUUCUCGGAGUGGCUUCACCCAGCAAGGAGGCAGACGGCGUCCAUUCUAUAUACAGUCCAUGAUAAUGUCCUUUGCAAGACUUUGGCUUGUAUCCUAUGAUGAUUCAGAAGAAUGUCCCUCACUUUAUAGGCUGGCAGCCAUUAGCUUGCUAGCACUUCCUAGCACUCACAGACACUCGUAAUUGCUACAGCCUCUCUCUAAUAAAGCUCACUCAGACACACAAAGAAACACACAUCUGCCUCCUCCAUCUCCUUUCCUUGCUCUCCUCUCUCCACCCGUGGCUGCCUGAUAGUUUGUACCACGGUUUCACAGUGUUGAACAAACAGUGGUAAACUCCCUCAGGCUCCCUAACUUGUUUUUGAAUUGAUCCAAGCUGCUUAUGAUGGUCUGCUGUUGAGGAAGAGGGGGGUGGGCUGGGCUUCAUUCACUGUACAGGACCUGGCAGGGGUAACUCAACAGGCAGAUAAUAAUCACUGAGUCUCAAUCAUCAUAUUUUUAUAAUUAAGAGGAGCCAAAUUUGUAGUCAUAAACUGAGUGUUAUUAAUUAACAUGAAUUCCCUUUUGCUCUUGAUGUGUUCUUCUAUAUUUCACUGUGUCCUGCAGACAUUCUGCUGCCAUUGGUCAAUGAAGACUUGGUUCCUGCCACACAGCAUGAGAGGAGCCCCAGUCUGGACCAUGAGGAUUCUGGGCCGUCAAACGUGACGGAGGAACCAGAGGAACUGUGGUGCAGUCAGGAGGGAGGGCAAGGGCUCGGGGAGGCUGGUACAACAAAGCUCGCUUGCAUUCCUACCUCUGUGAAGAGUGAAGAUGAUGAAGUAAACGCAGAGUCCUCACAGCUUCAUCAGAGACAAACUGAGCAAGAGCAAAUUAACGGAGGGGACUGCAAAGGGUCAGAGCAAGCAACACACUCAGAUCCAUGGGAACAUUUGCAACCAAAGACUGAUGACAAAAAUGUAGACUCUUCUGAUGCUGAAACUGAAGACAGUGAUGAUUGGAUGGAGACAAGAGAACAAAACUCCAGUUUAAUCUCUGUUGAAAACACUGCAGAACUCAGACUGGAGACAAAUAGGAUUUUACAUACUUGCUCUGAGUGCGGUAAAACAUUCAAGAAGAAACAGCAUCUCACCACACACAUAAGAAUCCACACAGGAGAGAAACCCUACAGCUGCUCUGUGUGCAGUAAAAAAUUCAAUCGUGAAGGAAAUCUAAAAAGACACCUGUUGGUUCACACAGGUGAGAAAAAGUUUGGCUGCCUUGAAUGUGAUAAAAAAUUUAACCUAAAAGAAAGACUUAAUAGACACAUGUUGAUCCACACUCAAGAGAAACCCUAUAGCUGCUCUGUUUGCAGCAAACGAUUCAACCAGACAGCAAAUCUGACCAAACACAUGAGAUUUCACACAGGUGAGAAACCGUUCGGCAGAUAUGUCUCUCUGUCAAGCUUUAUUACUCAUUCAGUGUUGGACAUGAUUUUCCAGACUUCUUUGCACAGUCCUCUUAAAAACAUGAUGCACAUCUCCACAUACUGAGCUCAAAGAUUGCUAGUGGUCACUGAAGAUCGCAUUGGAGAUGUGCAAUAAGACUUCUCUGAUGCACUGCUUAUGGCUUAACUCAAGAUCAGCAUUUGAUAUUGACAUCACGAUUAUCAAGAGUGAAUAUACAUGAUUUUAAAUCUGCAUUACACUCAUUUAUGACACUGAAAAUCUCAGAAAAAAACAAACGAGAAACAUAGGUGGGGAAAAUGUUUACCUUCCCUUUUUGGUUUACUAAAGCAUGUCUGCCAGUAUGGAUGAUAGAAAUUUGUACUUCCACUGAUAGGGAACACGCAUCUGUUCUAUACUUGAUUUAAAUUUAAUUUGGUGAUAACAGACACCAAAUGUAAUGACAGAUUUCACCCAGUAAAGUAUUUUACCCUGUUGUCAAAAAUUUAAGGGGUUUGUUCUUUUACCACUUACAAAUCAUUCAGUCUUUAAAAGCUUCUGUAUAAUGUCCAUAGACUGUAUAUGGAAAACCUGGUUCGGCCCUCCGCCAGUAUACGGAUUUAAAGCCAAAAAGCUUUUGGUAAUUCUGCAGGUUUUUUUUCUCCAUUUCCUGAAACCAACAAUCCGCAGUAGCGUUGUACGCACUCCACCACUGAGCAGUUGCAUUGUGCACAAUCCUUGUACGCCCAUAGGCAGUAUCAGGUGUCAAUCAUAGAAAACAUGAAUCUCCUAAUAACUUUUAAAAACGGAGCUGUACAGAACAAAGAGGACUUGAGCACAAACCAGUCUUACACUAAUUACAUAUCAAUAUCGCAGGCAGAGGGGGAAAAAAAAUUCAGUGUAAUAAAUCUCUAAAGUUUGUUCACAGCCCCAUAAGCUUUGCUAGUGGAGGCGGGAUUUAUGACCAAUACUGCAGCCCGUCACUAGAGUGUGCUGUUCUCGGAGUGGCUUCACCCAGCAAGGAGGCAGACGGCGUCCAUUCUAUAUACAGUCCAUGAUAAUGUCCUUUGCAAGACUUUGGCUUGUAUCCUAUGAUGAUUCAGAAGGAUGUCCCUCACUUUAUAGGCUGGCAGCCAUUAGCUUGCUAGUGCUUCCUAGCACUCACAGACACUUGUAAUUGCUACAGCCUCUCUCUCAUUAAGCUCACUCAGACACACAAAGAAACACACACCUGCCUCCUCCAUCUCCUUUCCUUGCUCUCCUCUCUCCACCUGUGGCUGCCUGAUAGUUUGUACCACGGUUUCACAGUGUUGAACAAAGAGUGGUAAACUCCCUCAGGCUCCCUAACUUGUUUUUGAAUUGAUCCAAGCUGCUUAUGAUGGUCUGCUGUUGAGGAAGAGGGGGGUGGGCUGGGCUUCAUUCACUGUACAGGACCUGGCAGGGGUAACUCAACAGGCAGAUAAUAAUCAUUGAGUCUCAAUCAUCAUAUUUUUAUAAUUAAGAGGAGCCAAAUUUGUAGUCAUAAACUGAGUGUUAUUAAUUAACAUGAAUUCCCUUUUGCUCUUGAUGUGUUCUUCUAUAUUUCACUGUGUCCUGCAGACAUUCUGCUGCCAUUGGUCAAUGAAGACUUGGUUCCUGCCACACAGCAUGAGAGGAGCCCCAGUCUGGACCAUGAGGAUUCUGGGCCGUCAAACGUGACGGAGGAACCAGAGGAACUGUGGUGCAGUCAGGAGGGAGGGCAAGGGCUCGAGGAGGCUGGUACAACAAAGUUUGCUUGCAUUCCUACCUCUGUGAAGAGUGAAGAUGAUGAAGUAAACGCAGAGUCCUCACAGCUUCAUCAGAGACAAACUGAGCAAGAGCAAAUUAACGGAGGGGACUGCAAAGGGCCAGAGCAAGCAACACACUCAGAUCCAUGGGAACAUUUGCAACCAAAGACUGAUGACAAAAAUGUAGACUCUUCUGAUGCUGAGAAUGAAGACAGUGAUGAUUGGAUGGAGACAAGAGAACAAAACUCCAGUUUAAUCUCUGUUGAAAACACUGCAGAACUCAGACUGGAGACAAAUAGGAUUUUACAUACUUGCUCUGAGUGCGGUAAAACAUUCAAGAAGAAACAGCAUCUCACCACACACAUAAGAAUCCACACAGGAGAGAAACCCUACAGCUGCUCUGUGUGCAGUAAAAAAUUCAAUCGUGAAGGAAAUCUAAAAAGACACCUGUUGGUUCACACAGGUGAGAAAAAGUUUGGCUGCCUUGAAUGUGAUAAAAAAUUUAACCUAAAAGAAAGACUUAAUAGACACAUGUUGAUCCACACUCAAGAGAAACCCUAUAGCUGCUCUGUUUGCAGCAAACGAUUCAACCAGACAGCAAAUCUGACCAAACACAUGAGAUUUCACACAGGUGAGAAACCGUUCGGCAGAUAUGUCUCUCUGUCAAGCUUUAUUACUCUUUCAGUGUUGGACAUGAUUUUCCAGAAUUCUUUGCACAGUCCUCUUAAAAACAUGAUGCACAUCUCCACAUACUGAGCUCAAAGAUUGCUAGUGGUCACUGAAGAUCGCAUUGGAGAUGUGCAAUAAGACUUCUCUGAUGCACUGCUUAUGGCUUAACUCAAGAUCAGCAUUUGAUAUUGACAUCACGAUUAUCAAGAGUGAAUAUACAUGAUUUUAAAUCUGCAUUACACUCAUUUAUGACACUGAAAAUCUCAGAAAAAAACAAACGAGAAACAUAGGUGGGGAAAAUGUUUACCUUCCCUUUUUGGUUUACUAAAGCAUGUCUGCCAGUAUGGAUGAUAGAAAUUUGUACUUCCACUGAUAGGGAACACGCAUCUGUUCUAUACUUGAUUUAAAUUUAAUUUGGUGAUAACACACACCAAAUGUAAUGACAGAUUUCACCCAGUAAAGUAUUUUUACUCUGUUGUUAAAAAUUUAAGGGUUUGUUCUUUUACCACUUACAAAUCAUUCAGUCUUUAAAAGCUUCUGUAUAAUGUCCAUAGACUGUAUAUGGAAAACCUGGUUCGGCCCUCCGCCAGUAUACGGAUUUAAAGCCAAAAAGCUUUUGGUAAUUCUGCGUUUUUUUUCUCCAUUUCCUGAAACCAACAAUCCGCAGUAGCGUUGUACGCACUCCACCACUGAGCAGUAGCAUUGUGCACAAUCGUUGUACGCCCAUAGGCAGUAUCAGGUGUCAAUCAUAGAAAACAUGAAUCUCCUAAUAACUUUUAAAAACGGAGCUGUACAGAACAAAGAGGACUUGAGCACAAACCAGUCUUACACUAAUUACAUAUCAACAUCGCAGGCAGAGGGGGAAAAAAAAUUCAGUGUAAUAAAUCUCUAAAGUUUGUUCACAGCCCCAUAAGCUUUGCUAGUGGAGGCGGGAUUUAUGACCAAUGCUGCAGUCCGUCACUAGAGUGUGCUGUUCUCGGAGUGGCUUCACCCAGCAAGGAGGCAGACGGCGUCCAUUCUAUAUACAGUCCAUGAUAAUGUCCUUUGCAAGACUUUGGCUUGUAUCCUAUGAUGAUUCAGAAGGAUGUCCCUCACUUUAACGGCUGGCAGCCAUUAGCUUGCUAGUGCUUCCUAGCACUCACAGACACUUGUAAUUGCUACAGCCUCUCUCUCAUUAAGCUCACUCAGACACACAAAGAAACACACACCUGCCUCCUCCAUCUCCUUUCCUUGCUCUCCUCUCUCCACCUGUGGCUGCCUGAUAGUUUGUACCACGGUUUCACAGUGUUGAACAAAGAGUGGUAAACUCCCUCAGGCUCCCUAACUUUGUUUUGAAUUGAUCCAAGCUGCUUAUGAUGGUCUGCUGUUGAGGAAGAGGGGAGUGGGCUGGGCUUCAUUCACUGUACAGGACCUGGCAGGGGUAACUCAACAGGCAGAUAAAUAAUCAUUGAGUCUCAAUCAUCAUAUUUUUAUAGUUAAUGGGAGCCAAAUUUGUAGUCAUAAACUGAGUGUUAUUAAUUAACAUGAAUUCCCUUUUGCUCUUGAUGUGUUCUUCUAUAUUUCACUGUGUCCUGCAGACAUUCUGCUGCCAUUGGUCAAUGAAGACUUGGUUCCUGCCACACAGCAUGAGAGGAGCCCCAGUCUGGACCAUGAGGAUUCUGGGCCGUCAAACGUGAAGGAGGAACCAGAAGAACUGUGGUGUACUCAGGAGGGAGGGCAAGGGCUCGGGGAGGCUGGUACAAAAAAGUUCGCUUGCAUUCCUACCUCUGUGAAGAGUGAAGAUGAUGAAGUAAACACAGAGUCCUCACAACUACAUCAGAGACAAACUGAGCAAGAGCAAAUUAACGGAGGGGACUGCAAAGGGCCAGAGCAAGCAACACACUCAGAUCCAUGGGAACAUUUGCAACCAAAGACUGAUGACAAAAAUGUAGACUCUUCUGAUGCUGAGACUGAAGACAGUGAUGAUUGGAUGGAGACAAGAGAACAAAACUCCAGUUUAAUCUCUGUAGAAAACACUGCAGAACUCAGACUGGAGACAAAUAGGAUUUUACAUACUUGCUCUGAGUGCGGUAAAACAUUCAAGAAGAAACAGCAUCUCACCACACACAUAAGAAUCCACACAGGAGAGAAACCCUACAGCUGCUCUGUGUGCAGUAAAAAAUUCAAUCGUGAAGGAAAUCUAAAAAGACACCUGUUGGUUCACACAGGUGAGAAAAAGUUUGGCUGCCUUGAAUGUGAUAAAAAAUUUAACCUAAAAGAAAGACUUAAUAGACACAUGUUGAUCCACACUCAAGAGAAACCCUAUAGCUGCUCUGUUUGCAGCAAACGAUUCAACCAGACAGCAAAUCUGACCAAACACAUGAGAUUUCACACAGGUGAGAAACCGUUCGGCAGAUAUGUCUCUCUGCCAAGCUUUAUUACUCUUUCAGUGUUGGACAUGAUUUUCCAGACUUCUUUGCACAGUCCUCUUAAAAACAUGAUGCACAUCUCCACAUACUGAGCUCAAAGAUUGCUAGUGGUCACUGAAGAUCACAUUGGAGAUGUGCAAUAAGACUUCUCUGAUGCACUGAUUAUGGCUUAACUCAAGAUCAGCAUUUGAUAUUGACAUCACGAUUAUCAAGAGUGAAUAUACAUGAUUUUAAAUCUGCAUUACACUCAUUUAUGACACUGAAAAUCUCAGAAAAAAACAAACGAGAAACAUAGGUGGGGAAAAUGUUUACCUUCCCUUUUUGGUUUACUAAAGCAUGUCUGCCAGUAUGGAUGAUAGAAAUUUGUACUUCCACUGAUAGGGAACACGCAUCUGUUCUAUACUUGAUUUAAAUUUAAUUUGGUGAUAACACACACCAAAUGUAAUGACAGAUUUCACCCAGUAAAGUAUUUUACCCUGUUGUUAAAAAUUUAAGGGGUUUGCUCUUUUACCACUUACAAAUCAUUCAGUCUUUAAAAGCUUUUGUAUAAUGUCCAUAGACUGUAUAUGGACAACCUGGUUCGGCCCUCCGCCAGUAUACGGAUUUAAAGCCAAAAAGCUUUUGGUAAUUCUGCGUUUUUUUUUCUCCAUUUCCUGAAACCAACAAUCCGCAGUAGCGUUGUACGCACUCCACCACUGAGCAGUAGCAUUGUGCACAAUCCUUGUACGCCCAUAGGCAGUAUCAGGUGUCAAUCAUAGAAAACAGGAAUCUCCUCAUAACUUUUAAAAACGGAGCUGUACAGAACAAAGAGGACUUGAGCACAAACCAGUCUUACACUAAUUACAUAUCAACAUCGCAGGCAGAGGGGGAAAAAAAUUCAGUGUAAUAAAUUUCUAAAGUUUGUUCACAGCCCCAUAAGCUUUGCUGGUGGAGGCGGGAUUUAUGACCAAUACUGCAGCCCGUCACUAGAGUGUGCUGUUCUCGGAGUGGCUUCACCCAGCAAGGAGGCAGACGGCGUCCAUUCUAUAUACAGUCCAUGAUAAUGUCCUUUGCAAGACUUUGGCUUGUAUCCUAUGAUGAUUCAGAAGGAUGUCCCUCACUUUAUAGGCUGGCAGCCAUUAGCUUGCUAGUGCUUCCUAGCACUCACAGACACUUAUAAUUGCUACAGCCUCUCUCUCAUUAAGCUCACUCAGAUUAACAAAGAAACACACACCUGCCUCCUCCAUCUCCUUUCCUUGCUCUCCUCUCUCCACCUGUGGCUGCCUGAUAGUUUGUACCACGGUUUCACAGUGUUGAACAAAGAGUGGUAAACUCCCUCAGGCUCCCUAACUUGUUUUUGAAUUGAUCCAAGCUGCUUAUGAUGGUCUGCUGUUGAGGAAGAGGGGAGUGGGCAGGGCUUCAUUCACUGUACAGGACCUGGCAGGGGUAACUCAACAGGCGGAUAGAUAAUCAUCUCAAUCAUCAUAUUUUUAUAAUUAAGGGGAGCCAAAUUUGUAGUCAUAAACUGAGUGUUAUUAAUCAAUAUGAAUUCCCUUUUGCUCUUGAUGUGUUCUUCUAUAUUUCACUGUGUCCUGCAGACAUUCUGCUGCCAUUGGUCAAUAAAGACUUGGUUCCUGCCACACAGCAUGAGAGGAGCCCCAGUCUGGACCAUGAGGAUUCUGGGCCGUCAAACGUUAAGGAGGAACCAGAGGAACUGUGGUGUACUCAGGAGGGAGGGCAAGGGCUCGAGGAGGCUGGUACAACAAAGUUCGCUUGCAUUCCUACCUCUGUGAAGAGUGAAGAUGAUGAAGUAAACGCAGAGUCCUCACAACUUCAUCAGAGACAAACUGAGCAAAUGCAAAUUAACGGAGGGGACUGCAAAGGGCCAGAGCAAGCAACACACUCAGAUCCAUGGGAACAUUUGCAACCAAAGACUGAUGACAAAAAUGUAGACUCUUCUUAUGCUGAGACUGAAGACAGUGAUGAUUGGAUGGAGACAAGAGAACAAAACUCCAGUUUAAUCUCUGUAGAAAACACUGCAGAACUCAGACUGGAGACAAAUGGGAUUUUACAUACUUGCUCUGAGUGCGGUAAAACAUUCAAGAAGAAACAGCAUCUCACCACACACAUAAGAAUCCACACAGGAGAGAAACCCUACAGCUGCUCUGUGUGCAGUAAAAAAUUCAAUCAUGUAGGAAAUCUAAAAAGACACCUGUUGGUUCACACAGGUGAGAAAAAGUUUGGCUGCCCUGAAUAUGAUAAAAAAUUUAACCUAAAAGAAACACUUAAUAGACACAUGUUGAUCCACACUCAAGAGAAACCCUAUAGCUGCUCUGUUUGCAGCAAGCGGUUCAACCAUACAGCAAAUCGGACCAAACACAUGAGGAUUCACACGAGAGUAGACAGCUGUGGGGGACCAGAACCAAACUUGGAUACAAAAGUACCUGUACAACCAGAGACUGAGGUCAAGACUGAAGACUCCCCUGACCCUGAGACUGAAGAUAAGGCUGGUGUGAAGGGAACAGAAGACUGUCAGUCAGGUUCAAACUCUCUGAGGAAUAAUGAUGUUGUCUUGAGUGCAGCAGCGUUGUACUCUUACAGUACAACCUUUUUUUACAUUAAGUUUAAUUAA
This is a messenger RNA of Xyrichtys novacula (pearly razorfish), 11218 nucleotides long. Lineage: Eukaryota; Metazoa; Chordata; Actinopteri; Labriformes; Labridae. The record is from the annotation of a GenBank genome assembly.